Lymnaea stagnalis (great pond snail) is the source of this 21293-nucleotide messenger RNA. The record is from the annotation of a GenBank genome assembly. NCBI's taxonomy places the organism in Eukaryota, Metazoa, Mollusca, Gastropoda, Lymnaeidae.
CUUUGACAGAGUUAGAUUUAAUUGUGUCUGUUGUUGGUGGUAGUUUCUCCUGCUAGAUGGCUAUGUAAGGCUCGUUUUAAUGUGGUGCAGCCUCUACUGUCGGGAAUAGGGAAUACACGAGACGGGGGUGUUUCUGUGGCUACCACACAUUCUCACUUGACACAGUUGAAGACUCCUUCACAGAGACAGUGAAUGUAAGUAAAACUGAAAUAACAUAAAUAAAUUACUCUCUCACUCUCUCUGUCUCUCUCUCUCUCUCUCUCUCUUAUCAUCUCUAUAAUAAGCAAAUGACUGCGUUCAAGCUGUGUGAAGGUAACGACAGAAAAAAGGGAUGUGGAAUCUUGAAAUAAAUAGACAUGUCAAUAAAAGAUUAACGUUUCGGCUAAGAGACUUCCUCAGCAGACAGGACAAAUGAAGUUUUUACAAAUACUUUCUAUUUUUGUAUUUCUUUUUCUCUAAUACGGAAUACGAUGUUUUAAACCAUUUUGUUAUCAAAUAUUGAUAUUGCAACAUUCAUUCCUUUCUCAAGAACAACACCAAAAAAAAAAGGAAUUACGUUUCAGGUGAUCACGUGAACAUGAAUGACAGGAAGUCGUUCAACCACUGGUUAAUUUUUUUACUACCUCUGUUCUUGUCUGAAGUUGAAGGUAGGUACACAUGUUAAGAUUACAUUUUGAGUCAUUUCAUUGUUUCGGUUAAAUUAGUUAGUAAUCGAAUACAUAUUUAUAUGUCCAGAUUAGUUUUAAACCCAGGAAGGGGAGGAAGGGCGAAGCUGGUUAGGGGUCGUCCAUUAAUUAUGUCAACAAAAGGUGGAGGGGAGGGGGUUUGGAAACGUUUGACGAAUGUUGACAAGGGGGAGUGGGGGUAGAUUAUUUGACGUCAUCAAUCAAGUUUUCUUUAUUAAAAUUUUAAUCUUAAAAAUUUACUGGUUUAUUACAUUAUCUUAACAAAUUUAAUGAGUAUAAAUUAAAAUAGUCAUAUCAUAUUUAGGCUUUUAACAAUAUAAGAUUUAUUUAAUAUGUGUAUGUAUGUUCACUGCUGGUUAGAAGGUUAGCACGCUUAGUUAAUCCAAGACAUGUCACAAGUUGUCUUCUCUUCGACUGUAGCUUCUUUUUGCUGCAAAUGAUUAGGUCAGUAAGUUUACGGAACAAGGACAAGGUUCAAGGGUCAUGCGUGGUCAAUAUAAAUAGAAUUUAUCGAUUAGGAAUACGAUAUUUUGAGAAUUAGUGGAUAGUAAAGCAAGUAACAAUAAUAACAUCGCUGCUUGAACGUAUUUGCAAAAUCUGUAGCAUCUAUUUUGCAUCACAAGUCAUGUUGAAAUAGCAAGUUCAACAGCACCGCCAAUGCAUCAGAAAUUACCACCUAAUCGUCAAAAAAAAAAAAAAGGAUUCGCCUAAUGCAAGCAGCUGCCAGGAGACAGAGAGAGCUCAUGGCAGUUAUUUCUCACACUGACAAUGCUUUUAAUUUAAGUGCUGAAUGGUUAGAUGAGGAUGAAGUUGACUUGCCUGGUGCAUCAGUUCCGCAGCCACACCUGGCUACUCACUGUGAAGAUGAAAGCAGCUAGAAACUAUGCCACAAUUAUCAGCUUUACUGACCAUAAUCAUAGUUAGCUCAACAAACAAUAGUAUUUAGUCUUUAACAACCUUUUCAUUUAUAUUUGUAUGUAUGGCAUCUUUCCGUCUGCGAGAGAUGAUAGAUUAUCUUUUUUGCUUGCAGCUCUUUGGCUAGUGAGACCAAUCCUCGAGUGGCAGUGCCUGUUGCAUUUCCCACACACGAAUGCGGUGGAGCAAUGCUUAAUGGCCUUCCUAUUCGCUCUUUUUGCAGCUGUAUUUAUAUUGCAUUAUACAAUUUAAGUGCCACAAAUUUUAACUUUGAUUAUUACAAGUUAUAAUGAAUUUAUAUAUUUAUUUACCUUAUAAUUCGAUUUUGGGGUGUGGGGGUAGACAGAUGUUGACAUAAUUAAUUGGGAGGGUCACUAUAUUUUUGACAGUUGUUGGCAACGGCCGGGGAGGGGGGGGGUAAUAAUUGCUAAAAAAUUGUUGACGUAAUUAAUGGACGGCCCCUUAGGACUUCGGUGCCUAAUUAAAGGUGCGCGAAAAAAUAUAUGUUGAUGCUAAUGGCUAUUGUACGUAAAAGUAUAUACAAUUUUCGCAAUGUUUUGGAAAAAAAAAUACCAACAAAACUCAGUAAGUGCUCCAAGAUCAGCUAUUUUUAAAUGCUUAAAUAGGUUGUACCAAAUAAACACUGAGCCCAGUUAGAACUUUUCCUCAUCCAACGACAACAAUUUCUAAAGCUGCUUAAGAAAAAAAUAUACUUAUUUGAUUAGUAAAAAUUUACAUUUGUUUUUAUUGGUCGAUAUAAACACAUAGGAGAAUGAUGUGUAUAUACCGUGUUUAUUUGGAAAAUGAUGCGUUUAUACAGUGUUUAUGGGUAAAUGAUUCGGUUAUACAGUGUUUCUAUUAUUUAGUAAAGAUAUUAUAAUGAUUAGCAAUGCUUGCAACCUAUGAAUGGUUUUAAGGAGUUUAACUUUAUAUAUUCUUGUUGCUAUUAGUCUUUUCUAAAACCCAUGCGCUUCUUUACUAUAGAGCAUUUUGUAAAGGCGAAACUUUCACUGGCAAGGUACACCCAAGACCUAAUUACUGAUAGUAUGUACCAAAAAAUAAAUUCCAAGAAGCACUAUAUCUACUCGGAUGUAAUAUGUUCAGACUUGAAAAUUGGAUUUGAUACUAGUCUAUACAGCAGUAUACCUACAAGGAUGUAGCUUCUUCAGGCUAGAUUGCUGGUUUUGAUAUUAAUCUAUACAACAAGAUGCCACCGGAGACACUGCCACAACACAAACAGCCACCAGACAGACUGCCACCAGACAUAUUGUCAAAAAAAAAAAAGGUUUAAAAGAACAGAAUGCAACCAAGACAGUUUGCCAUUAGACCCCCCCUCCCCCCCCCCCAAAAAAAAAACGAAAAAAAACCUUAGAAAUUGCUCCAGGAAUGGCUUUUUUUUCUCAUAAUUUUUUUUUAUUUUUAAAAACAUUUCUUUCUUUAAUAUUUUGAAAUGUUUAAAAAGCUUUUAAAAAAUUAAGGCUAAACCUCAUUAAUUAUUUUCCUAACACAACGACACAAAUGUAUCAAUCUUAUGAAGAAAAAAAAUAUAUAUUUAUUGCGUAAGUCAACAUUUACAUGUAUAUUUCAAGGACAAUAUGAACGUACAGGAAAAUGAAGCAUUUAACCAUUGUUUAAUGGAAAAAAUGCAUUUAUACAGUUUAUGCAAAAUUUCGCGUUUAUACAGUGUUCAAAAAAAAUAAAAAAGAUAUUAUAAUAAUGAGCAGUGCUUUCAAACUAUGUCAUGGUGAAAAGGAGUUAAACCUUGUAUAUUCUUGCAUGCUAGUAGAUUGGUAUAAAACCAAUGCAAUAAUUUACUAAAGGACAUUUUGGACUGGUGAAACUUUCACUGGCAUGGUACACUAUAGACCUAAUUACUGAUAGGAUGUAAAAAAAAACAUUCUACGAAUCAGUGAGUCUAUUCGGAUGUAAUGUCUUCAGGCUUGAAUGCUGUCUUUGAUACUAGUCUAUGCAAAAGUGUGCCUACAGGGAUGUAGCAUCUUAAGGCUUGAUUGCUGGCCUUUAUAUAAGUCUGUACUAGAGCCUGACCGAAUUUCGGCUUCUCCUUCUGUUUCGACGCUGAAAGUUGCAAUUAGAUCAUUUUGUCCAAGUUUUAGUUUCGACUGAAACAGAAAAGUUAACUUUCGGCUUAAUUUCGGCUUCGGACGAAACAGAAAACUUAAUUUUCGUAUUAAUUUUAUUUUCAGCAGAAAGUGCUUGAGACUUUUGGCCAUCUGGCCGAAAUUGUUUGGGGUUUUUGGUCAUCUACCAGAAGUCACACUGUCUGCUUGUCCCUUGGCUGUCAAUCCUAUAUUCCUUUUUGCUCGACGCCUUGCGGCCAUCGUAUGUUAUAUGACUAAUACUCUGCGAAAACUGCCCACAGCUGCAUGAUGACCUACUUUUAAUUUAUUUCCAAAAAUUAAAUUUCAUUUAAGCCUAGUCUAGUUUUUGAAGAAAAAAAGAUAAGAAAGUGAAAUAGUUAUAUAAUUAUUUUUGUUUUUUUAUUUUAAAAAAUAAAAUUUGGAAACCUAGGUUAAUUAAAUUCUAAUGUAAAAUGAGCAAAACGGAGUAGGGUGUAAAUCAGAAAAAAGAAACGCAACAAAACAACGAACGUGUCGGCAGAAAGCAUUCGACAGUGAAAAAAACAACAGAAAAAGCGGUAUAAAAGUAAAAAUAAGAAAUAGCACUUAGCUUGGAAGUAGUAUUCGUGGGCAGUCAAUUCAAUUCAUUUAUUUGUAAUAUUCGUUUUGAUUUAUCACUUUCAUGCUCUUAAAUGUACAUAGGCAAAGGUGAAUAAUAUUGAAUAAUCCUAUGGAAUGGUAACAUCGCCAUUAUUAUUUUUGCUUUAUUUUUUUACAAAAAUUAAGGAAACGUAGGAUUUUUCAACUGAUUCACUUCUUGAAAUUCAGCAUUAUCAUGCUGGUAGACUUUCUUUUUGACGAAAUAACACGCGUUUGCAAGCCAACGGGCUCGUGUAAUAAUUAUGUAAUAGGUCUUCUAGCGAUUUCUUUACUUUUAGGAUUUUGGCGACCAAUUUAGACGUCUUUUGCGAUUUUUCGCCGACACCGUAAAAACAUCAAUUUUAAGAGACCCGUUCAAAAAAUUAUUCCUCCCUCCCACCGAUGUGAGGUGAGGGAGGUUGGUCACCGAACGAAAUAAUUAAGCCACCAGCAUGGAAAGACUAGUGUGUUUGUACUAGGCUAAAUCUUAAUAUAAGACAUCGUUUCAGCUACUUAUGAAAACACAAAGCAUUAGAAUGACGAUAGCCGUAAAACGUUGGGUUUCAUAGUUUUAUCGCAUUAAUAUCUUAUAUUUAAAUGACAUAUGGCUCUAUGAGAGACACAAGAAUUUUUGUAGGUAUAUCUUGUCGGUUGCAUUUAUAUUAUAAAAACAAAGGGUCUCUUUUGCAUGAAUUCCCGCCGCACCCAUGUCCUAUUUUUCUCUUACCAUACUUUUUUUAAACUACAUUUUAAAGAAAUUCCUUUUAAAUUAAAAUGUUAAAAGCCAAAGUGUGCAAAAGAUGUUUGUAUAUUAAUAUUCACGAUGAUCUCAUUUUUUACGCUACGGUUUCGGUCAAAAGUCUCGUUAGGCUUUUGGUUUCGGCUUUGGUUUAAGCCGAAAGUCAUUUUUUAACUUUCGGCCAUGUUUUGGUUUAAGUUGAAAUUGGAAAACCGCUUUCGGUCCGUCUCUAUUCUUGACAGCAUUAUGUCUACCAGGACGUAGCUCCUUGAGGCUUGAUUGCUGUCUUUGAUACUAGUAUUUACAGAGCGUGAGUGAAACUAAGUAUAGGAAAACUUGAGGCAAAGGAACGCAACAAAACAACGAACGUAUAGACAAGAAUCCUUCUUUAGUUAAAACAGCAGUAUGCUUACUGGGAUGUAACAAUUUCAGAGUGGCAUGCUUGCCUCCGUUCUUAUCAAUACAGCAGUAUGCCUACUGGGAUGCAACAAUUUCAGAAUUGCAUGCUUGCCUACGUCCUAACCAAUACAGCAGUAUGCCUACUGGGAUGUAACAAUUUCAGAAUUGCAUGCUUGCCUGCGUCGGAACCAAUACAGCAGUAUGCCUACUGGGAUGUAACAAUUGCAGAGUUGAGUUGCAUGCUUGUCUCCGUUGUUAUCAAUACAGCAGUAUGCCUACUGGGAUAUAACAAUUUCAGAGUUGCAUGCUUACCUCCGUCCUAAUCAGUACAGCACUAUGCCUCCUGGUAAUUUUUCUCUAACAUUGUUUUAUGUUUUUAAAAAUCUUAUCCACUAGGUCGCAGAUGUAAAAAUGGUUUCAGUGGCCGUUAUUGUGAAUACCAGUGUCGAUGUAAACAGGGAUGUAGCCAUAAUGCAUCGUGUGCAACAAACGCACAGUGUGUUAAAGAAGAUGAUGAUAUAUCAGGCCCACCGUGCGGUUUCCGUAAGAUGUUUUGUGUUAUCUAGUUGUUUAAUUGUGGAAAAAAAAUAGGUAAAUGCCGGAAAUAUAAUUUUAAGAUGAGAUAUCUAGUUUUUUUUUUUUAUAGCAUAUUUAGUUGUAGCAUUGGAUAUAUACUUGUAACAUUGGAUAUCUAGCUGUUUUAAUGAGAUUUUUUAAAUUUGUGAAAUGUAAUACCUAGUUGGAAAAUAUGCAGGGGAGUCACUAGUGGGGGGAGGAUGAGCUGCGGGCCAUCAUAGACGGUGACACGAAAUGGAACAUUGGCAAUUUGACAUAGCUCACCCGUGUCAGUGUCAUAACAUUUCUAAAUUAAAUACACUGUACGCAGACAGACAGAUUGACUCUACAUUUACUGACAGACUACCACAACCACAAUAGUGUAACAAGACAAAUCUGCAACCAGACAGUAUCUACCUGACAAGUUGAACUUCAUCUCUGCUUCAUCAGGCGCUUGCAUUCAUCUACAUCUCAAAAGCAAACCAGCAACAUUUUCGGGGACUUGAUACGAUUUUUAGUUCAGCGUAAAACACACAUUCACAGCAAAGCUCUAUUAUUGGAACACUGUCCUGUACAUUUUGAAUGUUCGCCCUUGUUGCUAUUUAAUGUCCAUAGGAACAAUAUUAUUUAAUAGUGGUUUAUCAUUCUGUAUAAACGAUCUAGUUUUAAUGAUUUUUUAUUAAUUUUCUUCACCUUUGUCCUUGUAGGAGAGCAAGGUUAAGGAUAGUUGUGGCAACGCUAGGUGGUAGCCCUGAUGUUAUUGUAAUCCAGUUUGUAUCCCAUUGUUGACAUUUCAGUGUGUCAACCAGGAAUUUGGGGUGCCACUUGUGUGGAACUCUGCCACUGGGAAUGCCUGGGUUUCACGUGCGAAAGGGUGUCUGGUUGGUGUGAUCAAGGAUGUAAGCCCGGAUAUGUUCCACCCACUUGUACUGAGGGUAAGAGAUACGAUAAUAUUCCACCUACUUUUUUAUGAGGGUAAGUGUGAAGAUCAUAUUCCAUCUGCUUUAUUCUGAGGGUAAUAGGUAACGUCAUUUUCUCACUACUUUUUCUGAGGGUAAGGGACAAGAUCAUAUUCCAUCUGCUUCAUUCUUAGGGUAAUAGAGAAAAUCAUAUUCCACCUACUUUUUCUGAGGGUAAGGCAGAAGAUCACAUUCCAUCUGAUUUUUCUGAGGGUAAGAGGGAAGAUCAUACUUUAAUAAAUCUGUUCUUUUUUCACGCUUGCAUUCCUUUUGAUUUUCUCCUAAACAUUUUUUUUUUAGAAAUCUCUGUCUCAGCAAGAGCUAUGACUGAGUGUUUAAAUUACUUUGAAGACAAUUGCAUCACAUUCACAAAUGUUCUGGUACUUUGAAGACAUUCGCACCACAUUUCCCAGAUGGCCUGAAUAUGUAUUUAUAUAUAUAUAUAUGAAGAAUAUCGUUUUUUAAAGCCAUUAAAAGUUGUUUUUAUUUGUUUGUAUGUUUGUUUGUUUGUUUUCUGUUUGGACAGAAUUUCAGGGGGUGGGCAAACGAUGUCUUUUUUUCUUCUUCGUGUGAUGUCGUUAUUAUGUUACUGCAUCCAACAGCACCAAUGGACAGUAGUGUCUGAAGCAGGGGGGGGGUGGAGGUGGUGGUCUUCUCCGACGGCGAUAAUCCUAGCUACGCCACUGCCAACGACCGUCAUUUGAUAUGUUAACUUUUGCCAGUGUUUGAAUUAUUUUAAUAUUAUUAAUCUCCAAAGAUACUUUUUUUCCCCCGCAUUUUACAGUUUGUUCGCGCGGUUUCUAUGGUAACGGCUGUUCCAAGAAAUGCCCAGAUGGCUGUGCCGACGGAAGUUGUCAUCACGUGACUGGAGUUUGUUUUAAAUGCCAAGUUGGUUAUAAUGGGAAACUUUGUGACCAAGGUAGAUUUUGGCAGAAUUUUGGGCGUUAGAAGAAGUUAUUUAGAUUUGUGGCCCUGCACUGCGUAGCAUGAGCAUAAUGUUACCACAUGAAGUGAGCUGAUGGUGGUUUGAUCUACUCUAGUAAUGCUGAUGGUGGUUUGAUCUACUCUAGUAAUGCUGAUGAAGGUUUGAUCUGCUGUAGUGAUGCUGGGGAUGUUUUGAUCUACUCUAGUGAUGCUGGUGAUGGUUUGAUCUACUCUAGUGUUUCUGAUGAUGAUUUGAUGUACUCUAGUAAUGCUGAUAAAGGUUUGAUCUACUCUGGUGAUGCUGGUGAUGGUUUGAUCUACUCUAGUGAUAUAUUCUCCAGAUUACAACCCAUCCAAAUGUGUCAAUGUUUGAAGACCGGAAACUUAAGAUACAUUUGAAUUCUUCAUGAUUAUCUAAUCCCUUGCGUAGUAAUUCCAAAAUAUAUGAAGUUAAAAUUUCGAAUGAAGAAAAAACAUUGCCACCAAACGUAUAAAGUAUUCAUAUUUAUAAUGGGAAUAAAACAUACUUUUGUAUGUAAUGGAUUGUUUAUCAAAAAUUUGCACGUCGUGCCAAAAUGAGAAGGCUUUCUCCCGAGUUAAAAAAAAAUUUAAAAACGUAUAAAUAUAUACGUCUAUAUAAUAAAUUGCUUUAAGUGAAAAGUUUGUUUUAUUUUCUUUAUUUUUAUAUAGUGAUGAUAUGUAAAGAACAAAUUCUCAUUCUAAAAAUAUAUCAUUAUCUCUUUCAAAUUUUCAAUGCUUAGAUCAUUUUUCCUGCUGCCGUUAUACAAACGAUUGUUGUUUUAUUUAGAAUGUGGCCACGGUCAGUGGGGCCUCCACUGUUCCAGCUCGUGUAGCAGCCUGUGUUUAAAGAAAUGGUGCAACCACGUGACUGGUCAGUGUGUCAAGGGGUGUGUGCCAGGAUACCAGCCACCAAAAUGCGUCGAGGGUAGGAAAAUAAAAACCUUUCAGUUUUGAUAAGAGUAGAUGCAUUGCGCAGCAUUAAGAAACAAUAUACUCACAGUCACACAGCUGUCAUUUAUGACGAUAAAAUAGUUUAAAUAUAUUUAGUGGAGCUAUAUUGACUGUUGUUGUUUGUUGGUUGGUUCAUAGCUUGUCCCUACGGUUACUAUGGUAACAACUGCUCCAAAUCCUGUCCACCCGGAUGUUCAGAAGAAGGUUGCCAGGCCGAGAACGGUGACUGCUACACUUGUAUUUCUGGUUACCAAGGUGACCAUUGCGAAAAAGGUACAGUUGUUAGCUCACUAUCAUCAUAAUUUGACUGUAUGUUUCACAUCAUUCACUUUUGUCACAUUUUGUUUUACAUCAUUGACUUUGGUCACAUUUUGUUUUACAACAUUCAUUUAGGUCACAUUUUCUUUAACAUCUUCAAUUGGUCACAUUUUGUUUCACGUUUGUUUUGAUUUCAUAUCCUUAGUUCUCGAUUUGUUCCAUAUCAUUUUGCAUAGUGAUCUUUAUUGGGACAUCAUGUUGUGUGAUGGUUUUGUUCUGCUUUGAAAUCCUACCAAAGUGUAUUGGAACGUAAGAUCUAAGUGUUCAACUAGUUCAUGUGAGUGGGGCAAUGGGGAAAUCAUUUUAUCCUCAUAAAUAUUGGAGAAAAGUGAAAAGCUGUUUCGUGUUGAAUGGGGCAACACCAUCAUCAUAGAGAAAGGUGCAGACAGUGGCGUAAACUGGGAAAUGUCACCUCAGGCAGCAUUUUGGGCCAGCUGAGGUGUUAUUAGUUGGAUACACUGAGAAAGACAUUAGAGGAAGAGCUGCCAUCGUAUUAGUGGGAUACACUGGGAAAGACACUGAGGGAGAGCUGCCAUCGUAUUAGUGGGAUACACUGAGAAAGACACUGAGGGAGAGCUGCCAUCUUAUUAGUGGGAUACACUGGGAAAGACACUGAGGGAGAGCUGCCAUCUUAUUAGUGGGAUACACUGAUAAAGACACUGAGGGAGAGCUGCCAUCGUAUUAGUGGGAUACACUGAGAAAGACACUGAGCGAGAGCUGCCAUCGUAUUAGUGGGAUACACUGAGAAAGACACUGAGGGAGAGCUGCCAUCGUAUUAGUGGGAUACACUGAGAAAGAAACUGAGGGCGAGCUGCCAUCGUAUUAGUGGGAUACACUGAGAAAGACACUGAGGGAGAGCUGACAUCGUAUUAGUGGGAUACACUGAGAAAGACACUGAGGGAGACCUGCCAUUGUAUUAGUGGGAUACACUGAGAAAGACACUGAGGGAGACCUGCCAUCGUAUUAGUGGGAUACACUGGGAAAGACACUGAGGGAGAGCUGACAUCGUAUUAGUGGGAUACACUGAGAAAGACACUGAGGGAGAGCUGACAUCGUAUUAGUGGGAUACACUGAUAAAGACACCGAGGGAGAGCUGCCAUCGUAUUAGUGGGAUACACUGAGAAAGACACUGAGGGAGACCUGCCAUCCUAUUAGUGGGAUACACUGAGAAAGACACUGAGGGAGAGCUGCCAUCGUAUUAGUGGGAUACACUGAGAAAGAAACUGAGGGAGACCUGCCAUCCUAUUAGUGGAAUACACUGAGAAAGACACUGAGGGAGACCUGCCAUCCUAUUAGGGGGAUACACUGAGAAAGACACUGAGGAACGGGGUAUGCCCUAAUUGUGGUGCUACAGAAUGAUGAAGAUAUUUUUUAAAAACCCAUUUGCAAUCAUGCAUUUGAAACCAGAAUGUAUUCGUGUUUUUUUUAAAGCUCUAAGGAAAUUUAAUUCUGACCACAAAACUCCCAAACACACACCCAUCCCCUACACACACGCAUCCAUAAACAAACAUGCAACCCGCCACUACCCCCCCCCCCAACCAACAAUACAAACUUCAAGUGGCUUUUAAUCAAAGUGAAGUAUAAGGAAAUAUGUAACUGGAAGGACUAUGUUGUUUCAGAGUGUGCUAACGGCCAUUGGGGCCUCAAAUGUUCCAACUCGUGCAGCGAUCUGUGUUUGAAUGGCUCUUGUAACCACGUGAGUGGUCAGUGUGACCUAGGCUGUGUGCCUGGAUACCAGUCGCCAAACUGCGAUGAAGGUAAUCAAAUAAAAAGAACUUCAUAUUUUCAUUUACUUAAAGCGCAGGUGCUUUGAGCUGGUGUUAGGGUUAAAAUGCUCAAUAAACGUGUGUUUUUUUUCCUUAUCAAAAGUAUUUUGAUUGAGUUUUAAUACCCGUACCUUGCCGUAAUAACUUUUUCAAUACAUUGUUAAUAGAAGAAAAAAAAAACAUGUUAAAAAUCAAUCUAAAUACACGGUGACGGCUGAGUUGUCCAACGAUAAAUUUCUAACAACGACUCCUAAGUAGGAAUAUAAAACUCGUUAAAAUACAUAGAGUAUCACACUCAGUUUGUGUUUUUGUUGUUUAUCUGUUUUUUUUUUUUGUUAGGUUUGGUUAUUUUGGUAUUUUUGUUUGUUGUUGUUGUUGUGAAACGUAAGUAAUUCGUUAGUACGAAACUUAAUUCAUUUGAAAAAAAAAUAAUUAGAUUUAAAAAAUAAUUAAAUAAAAAUUAGCCAACUUUGUACUGGCAGCGCCGUGACACUUGAAAGUAGAAAAAAAAAACACACACACAACUUGAUGACGUCACUUAAAUUAAUGAUAAAAUGGAUCGAGCGAUAUAAGUGAAGUGGAAAACUCUCUAUAUUUUUGUGACCCAUGAUAGAAAAAUUAGCUUUCGUGAUAGUUUUAAGUCUCCUCUUUCUAUUUCACUUAACUUUAAGACUUCACACACAUGACAGAAAGCUAAUUGUUCCUACUGUCCACAGUAGGCUGAUUAUUCAGACUGGAAUCGGUACGCUAAUUGUUCAGACUUCCUACAGUAGGCUUAUUGUUCUUACCGUCCACAGUAGGCUAAUUGAUCAUACUGUCCACAAUAAGCUAAUUGUUCAUGCUGCCCAAAGUAAGCUAAUUGAUCCUACUGUCCACAGUAGGCUAACUGAUCAUACUGCCUCAAGUAGGCUAAUUGUUCAUACUGUCCACAGUAGGCUAAUUGUUCUUAUUGUGAAAAUGCACAAUAGGAAAAAGAAUUUCGAUGUUUAUUGUUUGUUUUUAAAAACAGCUUCAGCUGUGUUCCCGGUUACCAGGGCGACACGUGUAACACGGGUAAGUUUGUUUGUUUAUGUCGUCAUCCGGGUGAUCCAAUCGACCAGCUCACAUUUUAAUUUGGCUUGUAUUUCUUCGGUAUCGAAUCCAUAUUUUGUUUGGUUGUUUAUAUAAGAUAGCUUUUUUAAACCAAGAGUUCUUGGCGGGGGGGGGGAGCCAAGGGCGGAGAAAGAACCAGAAAAUCAGAUUUAGUUGCAUUUUUUAACAUAAGCUGCAGCAGAUUGUUUAUGGUGAAAUGUGUGGUCGCAUUAUUUGUACUAGCGCAUUGUGUUUUUACAUGGUGUUAAUUAAAGAAGGAAAUAUGAAACAUAGCAUAGCCAUUAAAUCACGACCACUGCCUGAAUCUAAACAUUCAACUUGUUGGAACCAUUCUGGGUUAGUAAAAAGUGUUAAGACUUAAGACGUCGCCUUCAUUUUAAUUUCAGAAUGCGACCACGGCCGGUGGGGCAUCAACUGCUCAAACUCGUGCCACGCGCUGUGCUUGAAUCGCUCUUGCGAUCACGUGACUGGUCAGUGUGUUAACGGCUGCGAACCGGGAUACCAGUCAUCGAACUGUACCGAAGGUGAGAGAUUAAAUGAANGAGAGAGAAUAAAUAAAAAUAAUAAUAUGUCAAUAACAUAAAAAUAGCGGAAACAUAUAUAUAUAUAUAUAUAUAUAUAUAUAUAUAUAUAUAUAUAUAUGGCACCAAUUUUUUUUACCCACCAUUUCUGAAUUGUUCAUUUCUUUUAGGGAUGUCGAACCAUACCGACUAACUCAACAAACUUAGACUAACGAACCCAAUUAUAACAAAUAAACAUUGAAAUGUUCAAAAUAUAUUUUUCUGUAAUUUUGUAGAUAAGGCAGGAGAGGACAAUGGAGAAAGAGAUCGUGUUAGUACAUAAAUAAAUACAUAUUUGGGUGGGUGGAGGGAUCGAUGGAUGGAGGGAUGGAAGGAUGGACGGAUAGACAGACAGAUAGAGAUAAAGAUAGAUAGAAAGACAGACCGAUAGACAGACAGAUAGACAGACAGACAGGUAGACAGACAGAUUAGACAGACAGAUAGACAGACAGAUAGACAGACAGAUAGACAGACAGAUAGACAGACAGAUAGACAGACAGAUAGACAGACAGAUAGACAGACAGAUAGACAGACAGAUAGACAGACAGAUAGACAGACAGAUAGACAGACAGAUAGACAGACAGAUAGACAGACAGAUAGACAGACAGAUAGACAGACAGAUAGACAGACAGAUAGACAGACAUAUAGACAGACAGAUAGACAGACAGAUAGACAGACAGAUAGACAGACAGAUAGACAGACAGAUAGACAGACAGAUAGACAGACAGAUAGACAGACAGAUAGACAGACAGAUAGACAGACAUAUAUACAGACAGAUAGACAGACAGACAGACAGAUAGACAGAUAGACAGACAGAUAGACAGACAGACAGAUAGACAGACAGAUAGACAGCCAGAUAGACAGACAGACAGAUAGACAGACAGAUAGACAGAUAGAUAGAUUAACAGAUUGAAAGUUUAACAGGCAGAAAGAUAGAUAGAUAGACAGAUAUGUGAACAGAUUGAAAGAUUGACAGGCAGAAAGAUAGAUAGAAAGACAUAUAUUUAGAGAUAUUGAUAGACAGGCGGACGGACGUCUGGGUGGAUGGAUGGAAAAUAGUCUUUAUUGGAAAGAGAAUGAGCCAUAUCAUCACAUGUUUGUAUCUUUUUAAAAAUCACAGUGCACAUAUUACAAAGUUAAUUAAGCAGAUUGGUCUGAGGUCAGAUUGAAUGCAGGGACUACAAGCAGACAACAAGGAAGAUAAAAGUAGCCGCUCCCAGGGACAAGCUACUCUAUUUCAUUGAAAUGUAAACAUACCCCUUAUAUCAUGUUUUAUCAUACAUCUGGCGCUGGUCAUAAUUUUUGUUAAUGAUAUAUUCACUACCUAAUGGAGUACUUAGUUUUAAUGCUGAUAGAUACACAAUCUAUUGGAGUAGAUAGUGUUAGUGCUGAUGGAUACACAUCCUAGUGGCGUUGCCAGCAUUAGAGCUGAUAGAUACACUAACUAGUGUAAUAUCCAAUGUUAGUGCUACUCUAGACUCUGCCAGGACUUAUGCCACGUUCCCAUUAACGAUACAAACCUCUGCAUUUAUCAUUAAAUACUUCUUCUCCAUCUAUUCAAAAAAUUGACAUCUGGGCUGAGGCUGACCACCCAACCCGCCUCACUUGCAGAGGCGUGUCUACAGUGUUUGGCGCCGAGGGACAUUGAUCCAUUUUCACGCCCCCCCCCCCCCGGCCGGGGGCGUUUUUCUAAAAAAUACACAGGGUUCUUCGUCUAGAAUUUUGUAACUUCCGUUUACGGCCGUCUGCAUUUUUUUUUUGACUAAAGAAUACAUUUUAAGUAGCCUAAGGGCAUUUAUCCAUUUUCCCCCCCCCCCCCCCCCGGCCGGGGGAGUUUUUCUAAAAGAUACACAGGUUUCUUCGUCUAGAAUUUAGUAACUUCCGUUUACGGCCGUCUGCAUUUUUUUGAUGACUAAAGAAUACAUUUUAAGUAGCCUAAGGAUUCUUCUUUUCAGAAUGCGAUUUUGGUCAUUGGGGUCAGAACUGUAGUAAGUCAUGUGACCAGAGGUGUUUAAGCAAAUCUUGUGACCAUGUGACAGGACAAUGUGACAAGGGCUGUGUAGCCGGCCACCACUCGCCGUAUUGUACUGAAGGUAAGGCACCAUUUUCUUUUUUUCUUUCAAAACCUGCACACAGGGGUAAUUUCUUGUAAAAGUGCUCUGAAACAGUGGUUCUCAACAUUGGGAUUUAUGGACAUCGUGACAUGGUACUUAACUAGAGAAUAUCUCUCCUUUUUCGUGGGAGGGAGAGGGAGAGAGAUGAUGAACCUAAAAAUAAUAUGAAGUGGAAGGAUUUGUGAAAUGCGAUGUAAAAUUAUGUUUUAAAUGACACUACUUAGAAAGCUAUGGAUACAAAAUUACCAAUAAGUCCUUGGAGUAGAAUGCUACAAAUGUAUUUUUAUCCAAUUAUUACAGCUUCCAAUUACAAUUAUUCGCAGAGUGCCCAGAUGGUUACUAUGGCAACCACUGCUCUUCAACGUGCCCGGAGAUGUGUUCAGAUCGUGACUGUGACCACGUGACCGGUCAAUGCAUAACAUGUGCUCCUGGUUACCAAGGUGAUUUCUGUAAUUUGAGUAAGUUAAAAUAUUUAUUUUUUUUGAAGUGUAAAAAGAACUGUAUAAAUAGUAGCUAGAGUGGUCAUAAAUAUAAGUGCUUAAAUGUUGUUUGAAUUAGUCAUAACUAGAGAUGUUUAAAUGGUGGCGGAAAUGGUCAUAACUAAAAGUCUUUAAAUAGACCUGAAAAUAUAACUAGAAGGGUUUAAAUGGAGGGCUGAAAUGGUCAUAAAUAGAAGUGUUUAAAUGGUGGCUGAAAUGGUCAUAAAUAGAAGUGUUUAAAUGGUCGCUGAAAUGGUCAUAACUAGAAGUGUUUAAAUCAGGUGUCUCAAACUCGCGGCCCGCAGGCCAUUUGCGGCCCGCAAGACGAUAUUUUGCGGCCCCCAAGAGGACAGAAUUGUUUAGUGUUAAUGCGGCCCGCGCGUUUUCGACAAUUCUCUGAUCUACAAAGUGACCCUCCGCGACGAUUUUAGUCGACUCUCACACAUGAUUGUCAUUCUUAUUUUAUUAUGUUUGUAUAGGUUUGGGCCUUGAUUUUAAUGGCAAAAACCGUUUUAAAGUCGGACUUAUUUGAGUUUUAUUUAUAGCAUUUUAUUAGGAAAACGUGGCCAAAGUGCGUUUUUGAGAAAAGUUUUAAAAGUUAGUUAGCGUGUAAUGCACAACAAUAAUUGUGUAAAUCGCUGCAAUCUGAUAUAUUAUCAAAGAAUCCUUAUUAAAAUUGUAGCUAGUAUGCGCGAGUGAGGGAAAUUCCGAGGCUUUCAGCUUAGUCACUUUUGAAAUAGGGUUAGUCAAAAAGGCCUUUACUACGAUCAAAAAUCCACAUUCAUUCCCCCUGAAAUUGCAUCUUCCUUCGCAUCAACAAUUCAUAAAUAUUGUCUGCUCUUGCCUACUGUUUAAACACAUUUUAGAAUUUAAAGCCUUCAUUAAGUUGGGUGAAGUUUUUUUCCUGUCAUAUGUGAUCCCAAAUGGCUCAGGGACUUGGCUUUUUUUAUUGGAAUUACACAUGAGCUGAAAGUACUCAAAAGGAGUAACAAGACCAGGGGUAGCUUUUUAGUUUUGCCAAUUACAAUGUCAGGGCAUUCUGCACAAAACGUGUGUUAUGGUUCUUAAAGAAACAUCUUCCAUUUCCCAACAUGCAGAGUACUCAUGGACUCGGGUAUACCAUUCAGAUGUAAGUAUAAUGAUGCCAUUGCAAAGCUACAGGAAGAAUGUGAUCACAUGUUUUUAGACUUCAAAAACCACAAAGUCACUUUCAACUUUUUGCUGAAUUUUUCUCAUUAACGUGGUAGGUGGCUCCCCACCUCAUUUUUCUUAAAAUGCGCUUCAGAUGUAGCUGGUUGAUUUUUAAAGCAAUUCUGAACUCAAGGCUAAAUUCGGGGAGAUGAAUAGAAAAACAGACAAGCGUGAAAAAUUUAUGAAAACAUUGUUCUCCAUCUUCCCUGAGAUUUCCAGGUUGUUCAAGCGGAUGAAAUGCCUUUUUUGGAGUACCUAUCUGCGUGAUUAGCUCUUUUCCACCAUGAACUUUAACAUGCCAAAGUUCAGGGCCAAACUUACUGAUGAGCAUUUUCAAGGUAUUCUGAGGGUCUCAUUUGCUUCCACAGUCAAGCCAAAUGUUGCUUACCUGUGUAAAAAGAAGCUCUGCCAGCUCUCUGGCAACAAGGAUUUGGAGGAAGAAAGUGAAGCCUAGUUCUUGAGAACCCUAAAUGUUCUAUUUUCUAUUAAUAAAGGUUGAGCAAAUUGUAACAGCUGUACUUUAUUGAAUUUUUUUUUUCUGUCGAAUACUUGGUGCGGCCAGCCUCACUCAAAAGCUUUUUUUCCUGCGGCCCCCGGAUGAUUUGAGUUUGACACCCCUGGUUCAAGUACUCGCUGAAAUGGUCACAACUCUAAGUGUUUAACUGGCGGCUGAAAUGAUCAUAACUAGAAAUUUUUAAAUGGUGGCUUAAAUUGUCAUAAAUAGAAGUUAUUAAAAUGUGUUUGAAAUGGUCAUAACUACAAAUGUUUAAAUGGCGACUGAAAUGGUCAUAAUUAGAAGUGUUUAAAUGGUCAUUGAAAUGGUAAUUACUGGAUGUGUUUAACUGGCGGCUUAAUGUUCAUAAAUAGAAGUGUUUAAAAGGUGGCUGAAAUUAUUAUAUUUUUCAAAAAAAAACAUGCCGGGAUCCAUAGUGUAUGAUAAGACCAGAAAAUUCAACCAUUUUAUUUUUUAAUAUACAACAAUUUUGAGUUAAAUUGGAAAAAUUUAUUCGUUCAAAUAACAAUGUUUUUCAUCUAUAUUUGUGAGUCUUUACAAUGGUAACAUAUUGGGUAUCCCAUUAAGGGAGAAAUUUGAGAGCGUCCUCCCAAUGGUCACAUGUUGGGGUUUUACAUCUAUGGAGACAUUUGAAGGUGCCCUCACAAUGGUCACAUGUUGGGGUAUCUCAUUAAAGGAGAUAUUUGGAGAUAUCCUCAAAGUGUUUCCAUCGUCCUGAUAGCCUCACUCCCAUAAUAGAGAGAAAGAGAUAGAAAGAGUGAGAGAGAAAGUGAGAGAGGUGCAUAGAGUGAUAGUGACAGAAAGAGGGAGAGAUAAAGAGGAAUGUAAACAAAGAAAAUGAGAGAGAAAAAGAUAAUGGAAAAGAAAGAGGGAUAAAAAGCGAGAGAGAGAGAAAUGGAGAAAGAUAAACAGAGUGAUAAAAAGAGAGGUAGUGAGUGAGAAAUUGAGAGAGAAAGAGUAAGAACGAGAGAGAGAGAGAGACAAAGAGAGAAAGAAGGAUACAAAGAGAGGGAGAGAAAGAGAGAGAGAAAUGGGGAGAGAGGGAAUAUUGUGUGUGUAAAUUACUUUUUAUUUUCACUUUCAGCAUGUGGACACGGUAUGUGGGGACUCAACUGUUUCAGCUCCUGUCAUACUCUCUGUGUGAAUGGAUCCUGUCAUCAUGUCACUGGUCAGUGUGACAUUGCUUGUGAGUUUGGCAACCAGUCAUCCAAAUGUACGCAAGGUAAAAAAAAAAAUGAAAAUUAUCACAGAAAGAGAAUUUUAUGCAUUUUUACAAAUUGCAAUUAAAGCAAUACUGCUACCAACAGUGGAGGUUCCUAUUCAACAGUCAGAUGGUGUCGAGGGUAAUUACUGUUAAAAUAAUACUGCAAACCGCACUAUCCAGCAGGAAGACGAUGAACGAAACGCAUGAGAGGAAAUGUUGUUUGUUUCUCUGAGAGGGGCAAUGUUGAUGCCAUAUGAUACAAUCUGAGGAAAUGGCAAAAUUUGAACUCUAAGCUUGAAAGAAUUGGGAAACUGUUUCUGCUGGGGGGGGGGGGGUCGAAAAAAUUGAUCAUGCGCCUUACGUCACUGUUCUAAGUUUUUGACGAAUUCAUCGCCAACUAAAGGCAGAGAACACUAUGUUUACAUUUUUUAUUACAGACGUUGUUUUUAUUACAGCUGUUUAUGUUAUGUUAUCGGGCUGUCAUUGCCCAUUCCAACUGCUGCUACACACGAUGUUGUAAUGUCUCUCAAUAUUCAUAUCUCUCACAUUUGUCGCUCUCCAUACACCGCUAUCCGUCAGUUCAGCUCUAUCUACGACUACUUCGCAUUUAGCGCAACAAACACUCUAGUCACUGCUAUUUUUCUAUUUCGUCUUUACUAUUGUAACUCUCUUCUGUCAGGUUCACCAAAAAACUUCAUAGAAUAACUAUAAAAGGUUCAAAAGUCAGCAGCUAGGUUAGCUCUAAAGGUAAAAAUCAUGUGAUCACGCCACUCCACUCACUCCAUUGGUUCCCUUUAAAAACACGUAUUGACUACAUACUCUCUGUUCCUGCCACAAAUUUUUCUCCGAUUCCUGCCCUGCCUAUCUCAACGCACUUCUUUCUGUCUAUUCAACCCUUCGACAGCUUCAUACCUCCGCAGACACGCGUAUUCUUUCAGAUCCUAAAACAUACUGGGAAUGAUCUUUCUCUUUCUGUAGCCCUAAACUAUGGAAUUCUGCCCCACUAUCCAUCCGCAAUAUACCAUCCCUCCAAGCGUUCAAAACUGCUGUCAAGACCCAGCUCUUCAAACUCUACUAUCCCGACUGAUUCCCACCCCCUCUGACCGAUAAACGAUGCUGCUGGCUGCCGUCCAUGGCUUGACUUGUCAAUAUUUCUCUGAUGGGCGGGUCUGAAUAUAUAUGUAUAUUUUAGUUUUUACAUAGCUGUAUGUCAUUUUUUUAAUGUUAUGAUUAUGUUUGCUAAUAUUUAUAUGUGCACAGCGGUGAGCCCAGCCGUAGGCUCAGGUACCGCGCUAUUCUAGACCACUGGAAUAAUAAUAAUGUUUUGCUUAAAAUGUCAAUAGUUCCCGGAUGGGCGGGAUGAAUAUUUAUAUUAUGUAGUUUGUAGUGUUGCGUUUGUUUUAAAUGUGGUAAAUUAUAGAUUUGUCUUUUGUUGACUUUGUACCGCGCUUCGAGCCUUUGGGGAUGAAGCGUGUUUUUGAAAUGAACUUUAUUAUUAUUAUUUUAUUUUUAUUAUUUAGUUUUUACACAGCUGUAUGUAAUUUUUUAAUGCCAUGAUUAUGUUUACUAAAAUGUAUGUGUGCAAGCGGUGAGCCCAACCCUAGGCUGUGGUAACGCGCUAUACAAGACCACUAUAAUAAUAAUAAUAAUAAUGUAUUCAACAAUCUUUCCCUUCACAGUCCAAAAAUCCACCUUUGAACUUGUGAAAACCGGAAGCACUUGUUCGACGAUUGGUAUAAGCUUGACGUCCGUGACCUUAGCGGUUGCCCUACUCACCACCAUUGUCGUUUUCAUGUACAGAAGGAAACGGAAAACGUUCCAGUCGGAUAGCUCGACCACUGAGCCGUGUUCGAAUGUCCUCUUCAUGGUCGACGACGCUGAUGUGUCAGGAGAGAUGACGACCUCAGACAGAGGGCCUCUGAUUGACCAGCCCAAUUAAAUGUUCUUACAGUUGUUCACCGAGGCAGGUCAUGUGAUCAAAAUCAAAUGAUGUUUUCAUUUGGUGUGUUCGCUUUGUUUUUUGUUGUUGUUGUUUUUUUUGUGUGUGUUUUUUUUUUGUCAACAAUUUCAUAAUUCCCCAUUAAACAUAUAAAUACCUGUUUGAACUUUAUCGAUCUGAAUCGAUUUUAAUUUUGUAAACAUUUUAACUUUUGUAUUUACUCAAAUGCCAAUAUCGCUCUCGUAAAUUAAAUUCCAGUUUUGUGGUAGCUCAUAUACCACUAUCACCAUCAAAAAUUAAUUUUCAUUAUAUUUUUCUUCUCACCUUCAACGUGAUGUAUUCCAUUUAUUAUUUUAGAUAAAUAUUUAUUCAAACUAUAAACGUUGUAAAUUACCUUUUGUUGUAUGUCAAAUGCCAAAUAUUACCAUAAUGAAUUUUUUUUUCGCUCUAAGUUAGUUGUACACAUAAUGAAAGUAUCAAUUCACCAUUACUUUAGCAUGUUGCAUGAACCGCAUUUGAUACGGAUUACUUUUGUAGCUCAAUUGUAGGUUUUAGUUAGGAGUAUCUUUUAGUUAGGAAAUAGGAAAUAAGUUUUACAAAUAUACUAAAAUACAAUCACAUAUAUAUAACAAUAAAGCAUUUUAAUGCGAGAAAGAAAGAAAGAAAAAUUGGCGAUAUUGUUUGUGAAAUUGUAAACUUAAUCAAGCGAGUAACGUCUUUGCACAUACUUUUUUUUUUUAAUAUACCAUUUCCAACACAUAUAAGCCUUGCUUUUUUUCCUUUUUUAUGGAAUCUAUUUUUUUUCCAAUAAUUUAUUUAAUAACAUACUUUUAAGCGCACAAGAAACGCAUGAGUUUUCUACAACUUCAAGAAACCUUGACCUAUCACUUCUCAUCAGCCGUCCACACGAGUCACACCGGUCACAUGAGGUGAUCUCCACCAUUUAAUUUGAGUUUUGGAUAACGUUUUAAACACGUUCUGACUCCACUGGAAAGUGGAUUGGUGACGGAACAUUCCCGACCUUGUGUCCAGAGAACUUUUACUUUAAAAAAACAAUUGCAUUACAAAACAUCAUUUGUUAACCAAUCAAACAUCGGGUGAUGGAACCAUUAAGAUAUUGCCAAUAAGUGUAUUUGUGUGCUUUGGCGUUUACCCCCCCCCCUUUUUUUUUUGAUGUGAAAGUGGGAUAAUCAUAGACUUUUAGACUGAUGGAUUCAUUUAAUUUAUUUACGACAAGAAUACAACAUCUU